This is a messenger RNA of Cherax quadricarinatus, 1112 nucleotides long. RefSeq lists its product as uncharacterized. The record is from RefSeq and is a predicted model, not a curated record. Lineage: Eukaryota; Metazoa; Arthropoda; Malacostraca; Decapoda; Parastacidae.
CCCCGCUCCGUCAGGCAGCGUGGACGCCUGUGGUCCCUGCGUCCCUAACACGCGCUCCUCCCUGGUCACUCCUCGGACUCUCGUCUUGAUAUACAAAAGUGUAAUACCUCCACAAGAAACUUUGCAGUGGUAGUGAAAAUAGCGAUACUAAAAUGCUCAUAUAGCUUCAUGAUCCUGCAAAGCUGUGAGUAAUAACUACAUAUAAUGACUGCUAGUGUUUGAAUAUGAUUUUUUUUUUUGCAAUUAUGAAACAGAUAGUGCUGGUCACUUUAUGACGACUCGUAAAAUACACUGAAUGUGCUAUUCGAAUGUUUGUUAUAUUUUCGUGAGAAUGAACAAGUGGGAGUGAUGGUGUGAUUCAGUGCCUGCGGUCGACCUUUGACGCCAUUAUGUUGGUGCAGGUCAUGGCCAAGGUGGCACUGGCAUUACUACUAAUGGCCUGCCCUACAUUGGCCUGCUGGCCAGGCUAUGUGGACCAGGCCGUGGAACACGCUGACAUGGUACUUACAGCUAAAGUCACUCACAUUGGGCCAGAAAGGGGUCACAGCCGAAACAAAGUCUACAGUGUUGUGAAAAUCCAGGUGAAGGAAUUCUUAAAGGGAGAGAACCUGUACAAAAAAUACUUAAAAGCUUCACGCAUGGCUGAAGGAUCCCAAGAAGAGGAGGAGGAGCUUACUAUACUCGAAGAUCCUUUCGAUUUCACCCUUGACCUCUCUAGCGAAAAUUCACCCAUUGUUGACACUAUCAUGGGGGUGGAUGGGGUCACGGCUCUGGGUACGUGUAGUGGACGAGUGCGUGUGCGAGAUGUACAGAUAUUCUUCCUCGGUAUGAAAACUGAGACAGAGAUCAGCGAAGGUCACCGAGAAGCGACCUUCCAAGUGACCUCUCAGCCCGUCAAGAUCAACUUGGAUAUUCUAAGGCUCACCAAGGCGGCUAUACAAGGUAAGUGUAUGUGGAAGGGAUUUUUUUUUAUCCUCUUUAUCAGAUUCGGACCUGUCAAAAAUAGUGUAUUCAUAUUUAUGCAUCUUUUUACGGAUAGUAUAUUCAUUUUAUUUUCUAGAAUUGUCAAUUCCUUGGCAAGGAAAUUAUUUUAUAAUAAUGCUAAACACUGA